This is a messenger RNA of Asterias rubens (European starfish), 1872 nucleotides long. Its product is annotated as serine/arginine-rich splicing factor 7-like. The transcript is spliced from 6 exons. NCBI's taxonomy places the organism in Eukaryota, Metazoa, Echinodermata, Asteroidea, Forcipulatida, Asteriidae. Gene Ontology annotation, molecular function: RNA binding. The record is from RefSeq and is a predicted model, not a curated record. Bases 114 to 1184 code for a protein of 356 amino acids.
GCCCCUGAAAAAAGGGAACACUAUAAAGCCCCUGGUACCCGGCAAAUAUAAUUGCUUGCGUGGAAGCUUCGGCAAGAGAAAGAGGCUACUUCUAGCCUCCACAAAAUCAGACAAUGUCUCAUUGGCGAGAUCAAGGACCUCUGGACUGCAAAUUGUACGUCGGGGAUCUUGGAUCCGGAGCGGCUAAACACGAACUAGAGAGGGCCUUCGAGAGCUAUGGGCCAAUCGUCAACGUCUGGGUCGCUCGAAACCCAGCAGGAUUUGCCUUCGUUGAGUUCCAAGACCCGAGGGACGCUGAAGAUGCUGCGAGAGGGCUCGAUGGAAGAAAGAUAUGUGGACAACGUGUCCGAGUAGAGAUGGCUAGCGGGAGGAGGCGGAGUUCCCGAGGUGGAUAUGGAGGGGGGCCACCCCGAUCCCGCUACGGUGGUGGCGGUGGUGGCGGUGGCGGAAGAUAUGGAUCUCCACCACGGAAUUAUCGCUCUCGCAGUCACAGUCGAGAGAGAAAGCCUCGCCGUAGUCGCCGGUCACGCUCUAGAUCACGUGACCGCUCCCGUAAAUCCAGGUCGCGGUCUAUUGAACGAUCUCACAGCUCACGAUCGGGUGGGCACAGAUCAAAAUCCCAUGAUCGAAGAUCCAGAUCCCGUGAUCGAAGAUCCAGAUCAGGUGAUCGAAGAUCCAGAUCAGGUGAUCGAAGAUCAGGGUCUGGUGAUCGCAUGUCCAGGUCAGGUGAUCGCAGAUCCGUGUCAGGCGAUCGCAGAUCACGAUCAGGUGACCGCAGAUCAAGGUCACCUGACCGCAGAUCCAAGUCAGGUGAGCGGAAGUCUAGGUCAGCGGAGCGAAGGUCAGGGUCAAAGGAUCAUCGGUCGAGGUCGCGAUCUGGAUCUCAUCGUGGACGUUCAAGGUCACACUCGAGGAAUAGGUCGCGAAGCUGCUCUAAAGAUCGCAAAGAGAGAUCGUCGCGAUCUCGAAGUCCCAAAUGUGCCUCACCUUCAGUGGAUCCUCAUCAGAGCGACAAUGAGCAGCCUGAAAACACUGAUCACCAUGGCAACAACGAUCACAAUGACAGCAACGACAACAGACUCCCCGAAGAAAACCAGGGGCAGAUUGAGGGUGAUGUUCCAAUGGAUAGCCCCCCUGAGCAAGAGGUUGAACAAACUGAAGUGCCUGAGCAGGUAGCGGAGUAGAGCUCAGGGUUGCAACCUCGUUAUUACAAGGGCCCUGAACGUUAUUACAAGGGCCCUGCAAAAUUGCACAACCAUGGGAAUAAAGUUGUCUGGUGGAUACUAUGUGCAAGUGCAAAAAUAUAACUCAAUGUGGGUGCAAGUGCAAAAAUAUAACUCGUCUCCAAAAUUUAAUAUUCAUUGAUUUUGUUGUCCGUUGUACAACUCGCCUACUUGUGGACACCCUGUUGUUUAAAUUGAAAACAGCAGUUUCAUGCAAGAUACAACGAUAACGCACUGACAACAAAUUAAUAAAUUAAGGCAGUGGAAACAAAGAGUAAAGUUGUUUCAAGUUUUCCUCUACGUAAGUGUAGAUCAAGAUAUUUUUUGUGUUGGGUUUGUUUGUUUGUUUUUUUUCUCCCCUGUGAUCAUGUACCCUGUAAGUUUUGUCGAGCUAAUUUUCAACCAUCCACGAGUGUAAAUCUUGUGCUUAUGAAGUACCGCUUCUUCAGCAAUAAUGAUAAUAGUAAACAUUUCUAUGGCGCUCUACAAUGAAGAAGAAAAACAAAAUAACAUAGGUAGAAAACAUAGCAAAAGAAAACUACACUAGUCGCACUCAGUGGCCUGGCGGUUAUGAGCACUGGAUUCAAGCUCUGGUGUUUGAUUAGCAGAGUGUGGGUUUGAAUCCCGGUCGUGACACUUGCUCCGUAAA